Messenger RNA from Colletotrichum truncatum, 459 nucleotides. Its product is annotated as glyoxalase bleomycin resistance protein dioxygenase. NCBI's taxonomy places the organism in Eukaryota, Fungi, Ascomycota, Sordariomycetes, Glomerellales, Glomerellaceae. The record is from RefSeq and is a predicted model, not a curated record.
AUGUCAGCUAGAGCCGUCGUCAAGACACUGGAUCACCUUGUCCUCACCUGUGCGAGCGUACCUAAGACAGUUCAAUGGUACACCACAUACCUGGGCAUGAAGGCCGAAACGUUCACAUCGCCUUUGGACCCUUCUGUGCAGCGAACGGCGCUCAAAUUCGGCCCUCACAAGAUCAACCUCCACCAACAGGGGAAAGAAUUUGAACCGAAAGCAAAGACUGCGCUCCCAGGCACGGCUGACCUGUGCUUUCUUGUGCAAGACGGUACCAACCUAGAAGAAUUAAUUAAAGGGUUCCAAGGGGAUGGCAUCCAGGUUCUCGAGGGCGAGAAAGUGGUCGCGCGAACUGGCGCUCAAGGUCCUAUUCAGAGCAUAUACGUUCGGGAUCCUGAUGGAAACUUGAUUGAGGCUUUCUCAUUACAAGUCUUGAGCAGAUUUAAUCUGGACAGCUCUUGGUGUUGA